Molecule: messenger RNA, 5145 nt
Organism: Acanthopagrus latus (yellowfin seabream)
Lineage: Eukaryota; Metazoa; Chordata; Actinopteri; Spariformes; Sparidae
Gene: ptger2a
Product: prostaglandin E receptor 2a (subtype EP2)
Exons: 4
Coding region: 567-1706 (379 amino acids)
Biological process (GO): adenylate cyclase-activating G protein-coupled receptor signaling pathway; inflammatory response; cellular response to prostaglandin E stimulus
Cellular component (GO): plasma membrane
Molecular function (GO): prostaglandin E receptor activity
Source: RefSeq, a predicted model, not a curated record
CCAGUAUUUUUUUGGUGAGGCUUGCAGCUUUUCACACAGCUCCAGCCUCUUAUGCGCACAGCUGGAGGGGUGUACCCGUUCCGCGUGACGUCACCAAAUCGUUCCCUGUACCCCGGGUCCAUUCAUGCCCGCCUCAUCACAGUGCCGCGCGCCUCGCCCUCUCCACACCCCACCUUCAAACCGGAGCGGCGUUACAAGUGGAACUAAGGAUACGUUGGGAUCUAUUUCUCUUCUUCUUCUUCUGCGGCUCAGUCUGGACUUCACAGUGCGGACGUAAACACGGCACACGGAGCAAGUUGUUAAACAGCUGCCCGCUGACCCAGCACCUGGACACAUCUGUCAGAGCGCUCGGCUGUUUUUGUGAGGCAAACACUUCACGUUCCCACACUUAAUAGUGUCUUUUUGGACCGACCAGUGACAUUUGGAGCCCUGUACUCCAGCAGGCGUCACCACAGCGGACACGUUGGACAGAGCAAGAUGGCUUCAGACAACUUCUUAAGGACACAUUUUUGACACUUUUGGAACCAGAGACGUUUUCCUGAAUUAAACCCAGCCAGUAUUCAGCCAUGGGGAAUCCAGAGAACGACACGUGCCACGAAAAACAGUGGAUCGACCCCGACAAGACCCCGACAAUCAGUGCCAUAAUGUUUGCUGCAGGCAUCAUUGGCAACGUGGCCGCCCUGGUGAUCCUGGAAAUCCGGCGCUGCAGAGACUCAAGGAAGGGGGGUGGGCGGCGGCGUUCACUGUUUCACAUCCUCAUCACAUCGCUGGUGGUCACGGACCUUGCAGGCACCUGCCUGAUCAGCCCGUUGGUGCAGCUGUCGUAUCACCAGAACAAAACCUUGAUAGAGAUAUCUCACUCUAAGAGCGUGUGUCAAUACUUUGGUUUGAGCAUGACCUUCUUCAGCCUCGCGACCAUGUCGCUUCUCUUCACUACGGCACUAGAGAGAUGCCUCGCCAUUGGGUACCCCUACUUUUACAACCGGCAUGUCACCAAGAAAUGUGCCUAUAUCACAAUCCCAGUGGUGUUUUUGCUAUGUACAUUAUUCUGUCUCCUCCCUUUUGCGGGAUUUGGUGCAUAUGUACAAUACUGCCCCGGCACAUGGUGUUUCAUUGACAUGAACCCGAAAGAAACGGUCCACCGGGUCUACGCCAACCUGUACGCCAGUGUUAUGCUCUUGCUGGUGCUGGUUAUUGUGUCGUGCAACGGGUUUGUGGUGUACCAGCUUUAUAAGAUGUACCAGCGCCGGAGGAGGAACGGUGGCUCGAUGAUAUCGACCACAAGAUCCCACACCGAGCGCAGGUCAAUGUCCAUGGCUGAGGAGGUGGAGCAUCUCAUCCUGCUGGUCUUCAUGACCAUCAUCUUCAUCAUCUGCACACUGCCCCUGGUGUUCCGAGUGUAUAUCAACUCCCUCUGGAUUGACGAGGAGUCUCACAGAUUGGAUCUGAUCGCCCUCCGCUUCAUCUCCGUGAACUCCAUCAUCGACCCCUGGGUGUUUAUCAUCCUCUCCCCCAGCGUGCUGCACUUUUGCUGGUCCUCGGUCUACCGGGCCCCUGUGGGAAUCACCAGGGGUUCGGUGUUCAAAUCAUCGCUUGCCAGAGAGAAUUCGCCGGCUAACCUUGAACUGGCUUGCCCAUCAUUGGACUCCAACGGUCAAUUCCACACUGCACAAACUCUACCCACUGCGGAAACACUAUUACCAUAACAGUAUUUGAUUAUUUGAUAUUUAUAUUUAUUUGACAAAGGAUUGAAUAGUGUGUUCUGCUUCAUUGGAGAGGUUUUGUGGACCAUAAGAUCUCUCCCAUGCUUGUGGAGUUUCUUAUUUAAGGAGGUGUUCCUAUUAGAUAAUGACUCUGCUGUUUGACUGAUAAGCACAUCAGUUCUUAACAGCUGGUGGCCGCCUCUUGCCAUUUACAGGGUGUUUCCAACCAUUUGCAUUUGAGCUAAGCUAAUGCAUGUCGAAUGCAUACUGACUCCUCUAGAGCUUCAUAUUCAAGUGUAAAGGCUCCAUGUUAAGCAACAUUUGAUGGUUAUAUAUUAUGCCAAUUAAACAAAUGAAUGAGAAGGCUGCUCAUUAAGGGAACUGGCAUAAGAAAGACUUUAUCCUGAUUCUGCAAUGAUCUGGAAUUGACAAGCAAAGCAAGAUCUUUUGUCUACAUUGUUUUGGUUGGAAAAGCUUGUGCAAGGAGACACUCUGUGGAGAGAAAUGGAACCAGCCUCCGAUUCAGGACGGACAGUGAAAGAAGAGGUAACUAAUGACUUAAAAGUCCAAUAUUAUGGUCAUCUUCAGGUUCAUACUUUAAUUUUGGGUUCUACUUCAAAAUGUUUACAAGCUUUAUUGUUCAAAAAAUGCUAUAAUUUUCCUCAUACUGCAGUACCUCUAUUCACCCUAUUUGUGCCUGUCUCUUUAAGCCCCCCCCCAUUCCUGAAAAGCCCAGUCGGUUCUGAUUGGUCAGCUCUCACACAGGCCUGAGCAGGCUCCACCCACAGUGUUUUCGCAUCAGCUCCUCCUGUGUUUCGGCAAUCAUGGCUGCACUGGGGGCGUGGCUGAAGGCGGCGACUGGAUAGUUGUGACAUCACAACCUUACUAAAGUCCUGACGGCUCGUUCGAAGGCAGUUUCUGAAUACGCACUGUGAGCAUUUCUCUGAGGACUGACAUUUUAACAUUUCAAAGCAUUCAUAUAGCACCAAGACCGGCUAUAUAAUAUAAAAAAUAAAAAACAAACAAACAUGGUAAUCUCACUUUCAACACUAUGUGACCUUUAAGGUUUUGCUGUACGUGCCCUCGCCUAUUUAAAAUGCUGCUUUCCAAAUGGUUGUAAUCGGGCCUGACAGUAGUUGCUUGAGUGCGAUGUCGCAUGGUAUGAUCCGUUUUUAUUGUCUGCUAUUUGCAUGCAGUUGAACAGAGCACAGUCAAAGAACUUCCUGCAUAGAGUCUAUAUCAGGUUACAUAAAUAGAAACCAAGAUAAACUUAAGUGCCGACAUGAAGCACAUUCAGGUAAAUUUGGACUGGUUAAUUACGGUAGUUUGCUGGGGUUCCUCAAAUAUUUUGUAGGUAUUUGGGGCAUCUCUUUUCUCUUUAAAGCACUGUGGGUCAUCAUCUUGAGAACAUUACCUUUACGUUACCUCUGACCUUUACCUCUUGACCCCUUGUCUUAAUCUCUGGUCUGCUUUGGUAACCUCCACUCUCACACUCCAACCAGAUUCCUGCUGGAGAGGUCAAAGGGCAACAUGCCUUGAGAGAGCUUCUGGUACACAAGAUAGUCAAAACGGUCAAAGAGAGAGCGGGCGGGAGAGGGUGAUAAACAAAAAGGAGCUUUCUACCUCCUUCAAUGACACAUAACACACUAAGGGUAAUCUUUGGUGAGAGUACUUUACAAAUCAUGUUUUGUAAAAUCUUUGAAUUAUUAGUAUUAAAAGAUAAACUUGAGUUCCAGAAUGAAAACGUGCUGGAGCUGAAGUUAGAGGUGGCCUGUGGCGUUUCCCGGUCAACAAACAAAGUCAUGUUUACAUUCUGUGUUUCUUAUUGGAAUAGCCCGAAUCCUUCUGGUGGUAAUGUGGAUCUCAUUGUGAAUGCUCAUGCAUGUGUGUCCUUGUGAGCAUAGAGCAUAAACACAACAGGGUGCCACACAUUGGCAAAAACUCUUAAUCAAUUAAUAGCCCAAUAAUCAAUGUUUGUUACCCUUUAAAAGUAGCAUGUUUUGCUUUCAUUUUGUGCCAUGAGUCAGUUAUCUUCUUACUCUUACUCACCUUUAAGAUUGUCCUUCUGUAUCUUGCUUCAUUUUUUCUUGCCUCAUACUUUGUUCCGGUAUGGAAAAGUUAUUUGGAAACUAUGAAAAGAGUGCCCCAAUUUUUUUAUCCAUCAUCUUAACGACUUAAAUUGCCGUUGGAACUGCAAUAGUUUAACUAGGGAACAUCUUGAAAUGUUAUUUUUAUUCAAAGUGUGUCUUUCCAGAGAAUCACAAUUCCUAUGGGACAAAGGACGCCCACGUAAAAAAAAAAAAAAAAAAAAAGCCACUUGUAAAGCAGAAGGAAAAUGUCAUGAUUGCACUCUCUGAUUAUCCUCAUUUUAUUCAAACAAAGUAAAAACCCCGAAAAUGCAGGUUUGCUUUCAGGUCCACAUGAGCUAUAGUCUCCAUUAGACAAUGUGCAGCCUGAACAGCUCAUGUGUCAUGCGAUGUGCCGCCCACCAACAUAGCACAUCAUUACAUUACAAUGAUGUCACUUCUCUCUGACUUGAAACCAGAUGAGUUUCCUGAAAAAAGUAGGCUGUUUGCAUACUGGUUGAAGCUACACAUGGUGAGAUUCCUAAUGUUUUGAAUUGCACAACACAGCGGGGAGACUCUGUCUCAGCUUCUUUCCCUUUAAAGUAAGAAAUUUACAUGGGGCUCAAGCGCUUGGCAAGAAAAUAAGCUACUACAGAUUUUUGCAGGAUCUACAGUCAUUAAAUCUCUAGAAAUAGAAAAACACUGACGCAGAAGUGACUGGGGUUGUGUAACAGCAGGAGUCCGGUGUAAGAAAAAAAAAAAACUGAGUUCGGGGAAAAGUGUGAGAAGUAAGUUACAAGUUCUCAAGUGGCUGACAUUUUAAAAGGAGGCCAGAAAAUGUGUGAGCGGCAGGUUAACGCUCCAGGCUGUGAGCCUUUAUUUGAAAGUGUCAAGGGUGUGUGUGUGUGUGUGUGUAUGUGAGAGAGUGACAGUGUGUGUGUGUGUGUGUGUGUGUGUGUGUGUGUGUGUGUGUACAGAUGAUGUUGCUUUUGUGUUGUGAGAUGUUUUAUUGUCUCUAUUGGUCUGUUGUUGAUUCUGAGCUAAGCUUCAAAAUGUUGGGUGUUUACGACAGUGACUUACUGCUUCCUGUGGAUGUUAUGUGAGAAUUGCUUUUAUAUGUGUGUGUGUGUGUGUGUGUGUGUGCGUGCGUCCAUGUAGCUAUAAUUUGUUCAAGCUUGUGUGUGUCUAUGUGUGUGUGUGUGUGCGUGUGUCCAACAGCACUGAAUUGUGACGAUGUCGAACUAGAAUGCUAACUACCUGGAUGUCUUUGUACUCUGUAAUUAUAAAGUACUGUACAUGACUCUGAAAAUGCACUGAGCACACAAGUAUGUGCGCGUGUUUUAUGGCUUGUGUAAAUAAACAUCUCAUCUGCCACA